Molecule: messenger RNA, 1080 nt
Organism: Caenorhabditis auriculariae
Lineage: Eukaryota; Metazoa; Nematoda; Chromadorea; Rhabditida; Rhabditidae
Source: the annotation of a GenBank genome assembly
AUGGAAGCUAGAAGGUCUUGAGAAGUUGUUCAGAAGGUAGUUGGAAGGUCCUUUGAAGGUAUCAGGCUGUCCAAUAAUGUCCGAAAUUUUUCAAAAUUCUAUAAUUUUCCUUAGAAGUGGUAUAAUAUCAGGUAAGUGCAAGAACCUUCUAGAAGGUUCUCCAGUGUUCCACGCUAGGGGUAUAUAAGGCGCAGUCGCAGCGUCUGGCUACCAGUAGAAACUAAAAGGGACUAAGGUCGAAUCGUACGUUCGUGUACAACGAGCUGCUGCUGGGCAACGACACGGGCAUCGCGGUCGCCAACAUCUGCAGAGCGUGCAAGGAGGAUGCAGUGUCCCAAUGCACAGUCAGGCGUUGCUUUAAUCGUUUCGAAAACGGCUACAGGAGCCUCGAGAGCAGGGAGCCCAGCGAGAGGCCUUAUAGAGAUGAUGACGAAUUCCGUCGCUGUAUCAAAGGGAAGCCGGAAGCUACCAUCCGUGAACUGACGAAGUCGCUCGGCUGCAACAGGUCCACCAUCCAGAAUCGACUCAACUUACCCGGCUACCACAAAGUUCUGCCCUGUUGGAUCUCGACCGUCUGACGAACGCCAACAAGCAGAGCCGAAUGGGGCCGUCUGCCAGUUUCUCCUCUUCGUCCGCAUUGCAAGGAGUUUCUCGAGGACUUGGUCACGGAGGUGGGAGCUGGGUCCUCUACGACAACGUCGCCCGCCGUGCUGUCUGGAUCCCGCGCGACGAAGAGCCGCCGACAACGCCGAAAGCCGACCUGCUCCCGCUGAAGAUCAUGCUCUGCUGCUGGUGGACGCCAAAGGCAUGCUGUACUUCGAGCUGCUCCCGCAAGGCAGGAUGGUCACAGCCUCUACCUACACCGAUCAGCUCGAGGAACUAGCUGGCGGCAUCGGAGAAAAGCGUCCCCGACGUGCCUUGGUCUACCUUCUGCCCGACAACGCGCGCCCCCACGUAGAGAAGGAGACCCAGCAGAAGUUGGCGACGCUCGGCUGUGAGACGGUUUCCGGACCUCGCCCCCUCCGACUACAACUUGUUCCGUCCGCUCGAGCACCAUUUGGCCGGAAGAAGAUUCACUAA